GACGCAUUCAAAUAUGGCACGAUUCCAGGGUGUCUGGGUUACUUCUUGUCUCAUUUCCAUUCCGAUCAUUAUGGUGGUCUUUCGUCUAAAUUUGUUGGACGUAUUUACUGCAGCAAUGUUGGUUUCUGAUUCCCCCACUCAUUCAUACCUUCAAGAUAACUGAAGGUUUCUUAAGAGUUACCUUCGGCCCCAACCUUGACAUCGUGGCGAUGGAGUUAAAUACAUGGCUUCACCUUGACGGCGUAUCUAUCUUAGCUAUAGAUGCUAAUCAUUGUCCUGGUUCCGUGAUGUUCCUGUUUCAUUUGAAACGGGCGAAUCAGUUCAUCCUGCACACAGGAGACUUCAGGUUUGAACCAAGCAUGCUCAAUUCUUCCAGUCCUCUGGCUACCUUUCUACCUGCUUUACCUACUGACAAUGGUUCACUCUCAAUCCUCAAUGCAGUUUACCUAGAUACAACAUACUUGUCUCCACAAUACGACUUUCCCACUCAGCAUUCGGUCAUCUCGAGUGCAGUAGAGAUCACCCGAAACCAGCUAUCUAAAGAUCCAUCGACCAUGGUCGUUUGUGGAAUGUAUUCCAUCGGAAAGGAACGUUUUGUGUACGGUGAGUAG
Messenger RNA from Dicrocoelium dendriticum, 611 nucleotides. Lineage: Eukaryota; Metazoa; Platyhelminthes; Trematoda; Plagiorchiida; Dicrocoeliidae. The record is from the annotation of a GenBank genome assembly.